AUGGUUACAAAAGUCCAGGUAGACUCAUCCGCAGCCUUUCCUUCAUCAACUAACCAGGUCACCUUGUCAAAGAAAACAAUCACCUUGGCCGAGCAGGACCUGGGACCUGCGUUGCACAAACCCAGGCUGACUGGGCUUUAUCCUCUGGUUGUAUUGCACUUGCCUUGUAAUGACACUCCAGAUGAUCUGCUUUGUGACUCCCCUGACACUGAGGUCAGAAGAGAUUAUAUAGCUCAUGAAAUGUUGCCACAGAAACCUAAACCAUCUGAAAAGCAUGUCAAGAGACAUGAGAAUAUGGAUUUGACCUCCACUUUUACCUCAGCCUACAUUAUGUCUCAAGUAUCUUCAUGUCUCUCCUGGAGGAUGAGGAGACAUAUCCCUGGGACCAAGAUGGAUAUAAGAACAACUUACAAAGAUGAUUGUGUGUUACACAAUGAACAGACAGAGCAGAUAAGACCAAACAAUAGGUUUGCUCCAUCAAAAGAGAAAUGUACCAUUGUCCAGAACAACAGUUUCUACAGGGGGCUGGUUGCCACUCAAAGCUGUAAACCUCUGAAUCUGGGCCAGAAAAGCAAGGCUCCCUUUGAGUACAUAACCAAGUACAGAAUAAAUUAUGGGCAGAGUCCUCUGGUGAAACAUUAUGUCCUUAAAAUUCAGAUAUACAAGGUCAAUUAUGUUUCAUUUGAUGGCAUCACUGCACAUAAAUUUUCUUACCAGGGGUGGGCUGGUCAGCCAACCAAGCUUCCAAAACCAUACCAGACAAAACCAGUCCCUCUUCCUUUCUCUACUACAACUGAAUUUCAGGAAAAACCACAAAGCUGGACUACAGCCCCUGUAUUCACCAGAAAACCUGAUGCAUAUCUUCCUCCUCUGGAGAAAAUGGACAUUCAUACUUGGACACAUUGGAAGCACCCAAAUGAAAAGCCAGUCAAGAUGUGUCAGUCUUUGGCCCAGCCUAAUAAAGUUACUGAGCCAUUUAGUAGCUCUUCUAUAGUGAAGGAAGACUAUAAGCCUUGGCUAUGAAAUAGACUAAAACCUAUCACUCAUGCUCCGACUUUCCCGGCAAAACCAAUAGAUUUCUUGGCUACAUUUUGGACCCAUCAUGGGCCUCAUUCUCUCACAGUUAUGUAAAUCUACAAACCUGUCUGCUCAGGCCCAAAGCAUCACACUCUCCUAGAUGCUAAAACAACCUACACUGCCAGUUAUACACCAAAAUGCCUGGCCCCUUACAAAGACCCACCCAGUUACAUCUUUGAGAAAACUGAUGCUGACCUCUUGAUUCUAUUUGGUACCUUCUUUUAA
This is a messenger RNA of Serinus canaria (Common canary), 1302 nucleotides long. It is a transcript of the gene SAXO1, whose product is annotated as stabilizer of axonemal microtubules 1. Gene Ontology annotation, biological process: microtubule anchoring. Gene Ontology annotation, molecular function: microtubule binding. NCBI's taxonomy places the organism in Eukaryota, Metazoa, Chordata, Aves, Passeriformes, Fringillidae. Gene Ontology annotation, cellular component: cytoskeleton; axonemal microtubule; ciliary basal body. The record is from RefSeq and is a predicted model, not a curated record.